AUGACUGCUGUUGCAUCUGAUUUUCCGGAUGUUACAAGAUUCAUACUUUGGUCAGAUUCUUGUGUUCCCCAAAAUAAAAACUCAGUGAUGACUGUAGCAUUAAAAAAGUUUUUGCAAGAAAAUCCAAACAUCCUACAGAUUACACAAAAAUUUUGCGAACCUGGACAUAGUUCAAUUCAAGAGGUUGAUAAUGUCCAUAGCCAAAUCGAAAAAAAAUUGGCUAAUAUGAAAAUUUAUAGUCCUCUAGGUUUACUUAGAGCACUCAAAGAAGUAAACAGAAAGUCACCAUUUUAUGUUUCACACAUGCAACUACAAAACUUUAAAGAUUAUCAAGGUGCUUCUAAAAGCUACAAUUUUAAAAAUAUACCAUAUUGUGCUUUAAAAGUUCUAAAGUAUUUAAGCAAUAAACCAAUGCAAGUAUACUUUAAAUUAAGUCAUUCUGAAGUUGAAGAUUUCAAAGUCUGCAGUAUAGUAUCUCAGAUGACUCGAAAAAAUUCUGCAGCAGCUAUGGUUAAUUUGCCUGUAAUAAAAAUAUGUUCCGCUCCUCGAGAAUGUUUGUUGCCUGAAGAUAAAGUUUAUUGUUUGUACAAACUUUUUAAAUACUUGCCAGAAGUCGAUAAAACAUACAUAAGAACUCUAUUUUAUCAAUAUAAAGAUGAACAAAAUAUCAAAAAACUAAAAAAAAAGUUCAAAUCUUUGGAAAAUGAAAACAAUCCAAAAUUAAAUAAGAAAAGUGAGAGCAAAACCAAACCAAAUAAGAAUAAAGAUAAAACCUUAAUGUAG
Messenger RNA from Brassicogethes aeneus, 783 nucleotides. The record is from the annotation of a GenBank genome assembly. Lineage: Eukaryota; Metazoa; Arthropoda; Insecta; Coleoptera; Nitidulidae.